AUUAUACCGAACUGGGAGAAUUGGCCCCUAGAUCACCGUUACAGCCAGUUUGCGAAGACGGACCAUUCGGAGCAACCAAAGAAGACAGAAAAAAGACACCCAAGGAGUUGAGGGAGCUUUGGAAAAAAGCUAUUCUCCAGCACAUCCUUCUUCUUAGGAUGGAAAAGGAAAAUCAGAAACUGCAAGCUUCUGAAAAUGAUCUGCUCAAUAAGCGCCUGAAGCUUGAUUAUGAAGAAAUGACUUCGUGUCUCAAAGAAGUCAUGUCUGUCUGGGAUAAAAUGCUGACCAUGCCAGGAAGGUCAAAGAUCAAGUUGGACAUGGAGAAAAUACAUUCUGCUGUGGAGAAAGGAGUUCCUCGGCAACAACGGGGAGAGAUUUGGAAGUUUUUAGUAGAGCUGCACCAACUCAAGCACCCAUUUCCAAAUAAGCAACAGCCAAAGGACACGCCGUACAAAGAACUCUUAAAACAGCUGACUUCCCAGCAGCAUGCAAUUCUGAUUGAUUUAGGUCGCACUUUCCCGACCCAUCCCUACUUCUCAUCCCAGCUUGGAGCUGGUCAGCUGUCCCUCUAUAAUAUCCUGAAGGCCUACUCCCUCCUGGAUCCGGAAGUGGGCUAUUGUCAAGGCCUCAGUUUUGUGGCCGGAGUGUUGUUACUACACAUGAGCGAGGAGGAAGCCUUUAAGAUGCUGAAGUUCCUGAUGUUUGAAUUGGGCCUUCGGAAGCAAUACCGACCGGACAUGACGAUUCUUCAGAUCCAGAUGUAUCAGCUCUCUCGACUCCUCCACGAUUACCACAAAGAUCUUUACGAUCACUUUGAAGCCAACGAGAUCAGCCCCAGCCUCUACGCAGCCCCGUGGUUUCUGACCCUGUUUGCUUCUCAGUUUCCCCUGGGUUUUGUCGCUAGGGUGUUCGGUAAGUCAUCCUAAUAAGGGUGUCUGGACCAUGAAUGACUUUGGCCACCUUGUGAGAAGAGGGUAGGUUCUAGACAGUGGUGAUAUUCUUCCGGUUCAGCCAAAUCGGUAGUAAAUAAUCUACCAGUUUGGCCGAACCAGUAUUUCUGGCAAUCAGCUGGGCAACAAUCAUCUGUGCCGUGCAAUUUAGAUUAGCU
Molecule: messenger RNA, 1108 nt
Organism: Notechis scutatus (mainland tiger snake)
Lineage: Eukaryota; Metazoa; Chordata; Lepidosauria; Squamata; Elapidae
Source: RefSeq, a predicted model, not a curated record